This is a messenger RNA of Saccostrea cuccullata (small rock oyster), 1513 nucleotides long. Its product is annotated as gonadotropin-releasing hormone receptor-like. Gene Ontology annotation, cellular component: plasma membrane. Gene Ontology annotation, molecular function: peptide binding; G protein-coupled receptor activity. The record is from RefSeq and is a predicted model, not a curated record. Bases 104 to 1309 code for a protein of 401 amino acids. Gene Ontology annotation, biological process: cellular response to hormone stimulus; G protein-coupled receptor signaling pathway. The transcript has 4 exons. NCBI's taxonomy places the organism in Eukaryota, Metazoa, Mollusca, Bivalvia, Ostreida, Ostreidae.
CUUAAAAUGAAACUAUUGCGAAUACUUGCUAAAAAUACAUAAUUGCAAAAAUAUUUAAAAAAGAAAAAAAAAACAAUGUGUUAAAAUUGUGACGAAAUUAAGUAUGGCUGGAAAUUCUCCUCAUAUAGCGCCGUACCAAAGUUACGGAAUCUCUUCUUCAGCGCUAGGCGAAGUGCAAUCCAACGGAUCUGAAAUUAUGGCCAACGUUACGGAUGCUGAAUAUUUGUUCACUGUUGACUCCACUUCCCCCCUUCCACCAACAUUCCAGGACCAAUUAAUUAAAACAGUAGUACUUGUUGUUCUCUUUACCAUAUCAUUAAUAGGAAAUACAGCGACUUUAAUUCAAAUGUACCGUGUUCGCAAACGGCGCUCCACGAUAAAUACACUCAUUGUGAAUUUGGCAAUAGCGGAUCUCAUUGUUACUUUCUUUUGCAUGGCAGCGGAAGCUAUUUGGGCAUUGACAGUCCAGUGGGUGGCAGGCGUGGCCAUGUGCAAGAUGCUGCGCUUCAUACAGGGGACGGGGCUUUUAGUGUCCACGUACAUUACUGUUGUGAUUAGCCUAGAUAGGUGCUGUGUAAUUACUGACCCAAUUAGCCGGAACAAGGCUCCACAGAGGGUGAAAAUAAUGAUCAUCAUGUCGUGGUUCCUCAGUGCCUUAUUUAGCGUACCCCAGGCUUUGCUAUUUAGCGUACACAGAGGCCCUUUUAAAGAAGAUUUUUACCAGUGUGUUGAUAUCCUAGGGUAUCCAAGCCCGGCCUACAAGAAACUGUACAACAUCUUCUGUAUGCUCAUCCAGUUUUUUCUGCCUCUGACUCUAAUGAUCAUAGCCUAUGGUCUUAUCCUCUUCACAAUAUCCCGCAAGUCCAAAGAGUUUGGGGAACCUGAGAAUGUUUCCAAUUCUUCUGACCAACGAGAACACAACGGAAGAAGCCAUGUGCGCAGUGGUCUUUUGCGCAAAGCUAAAAGAAAAGCACUACGCAUGUCCGUUUUUAUUGUCAUAGCGUUUUUCAUUUGUUGGUUGCCAUACUAUGUAGUUUUCACCGGAUUUGCAUUUGGACACUGGACUACAUUGAAUCCGUCCGUCAUGAGCGGGUUGACGUUUGUAGGACUUACGAAUUCGAUACUGAACCCCAUAAUCUACGGUGCAUUCCAACUUUGCAAGGUGCCUAAUAAUCCAAGGUCCUGGAAAAAAGAAAACGUACCAGGUAUUAUCAGUAGAGCCCCCUGUUUACGGCGGCACCCAAAAGACAUGUAUCACCGCCGUCUGAGUAACAGGUCAACCAAGAGGACCUCCCUGCGGUCCAGAUGACGCUCGGUCGUACGGCGUCGGCCCCAACGAAACAUUGGUCCGCGGCUCACGGCACUCCCAUGUCUUGCUCUGUCGAAGAAGUUGACUCGACCUAAGACAUGAGUUGAACAUUUCAAAUAUUAUAUCUUAGACUACUGUUGCCAGAGGUGAAGGAUUUAACAUGUCCGUACAACAUUUGACUUCUGUUUUUUCUACCCUAUCCUU